AUGAGCACCCAACCUCGGGGCAGCCGUCCCGGGCCCCUCGACUCCAACUCGGGGCAGCUGGGCCCGGGCCCCUGGACUCCAACUCGGGGCACCCGUCCCGGGCCCCUGGACUCCAACUCGGGGCACCCGUCCCGGGCCCCUGGACUCCAACUCGGGGCACCCGUCCCGGGGCCCUCGACUCCAACUCGGGGCACCCGUCCCGGGGCCCUCGACUCCAACUCGGGGCACCCGUCCCGGGCCCCUGGACUCCAACUCGGGGCACCCGUCCCGGGCCCCUGGACUCCAACUCGGGGCACCCGUCCCGGGCCCCUGGACUCCAACUCGGGGCACCCGUCCCGGGCCCCUGGACUCCAACUCGGGGCAGCUGGGCCCGGGCCCCUGGACUCCAACUCGGGGCAGCUGGGCCCGGGCCCCUGGACUCCAACUCGGGGCAGCUGGGCCCGGGCCCCUGGACUCCAACUCGGGGCAGCUGGGCCCGGGCCCCUGGACUCCAACUCGGGGCAGCUGGGCCCGGGCCCCUGGACUCCAACUCGGGGCAGCCGUCCCGGGCCCCUGGACUCCAACUCGGGGCCGCUGGGGGUCAGUGGCUCCCGCGACCACUCUGCAGGCUGGGGUCGGAGCGGCAUGGCUCCAAGCGGCCAGGGCAGGAGCCCUGGCGCAGUGGGGGGCGCGGGCCUCGAGCGGGGAACGCUGGGGACGGUGUCGGGCCUGGGUUCGAGCCCCCACGGCGGUCGGCCCUCCUCCGGCGCGCGCCAGCUGCGUCCGGGCCUCCCGGACGCCCUGCAGAGGCCGCCCUGCCCGCCGUGCUCCCGGCGACGGCGAGACCGGCCAGAGAGAGAGGCAGGGCGCGGGGCUGGGGUGCCAGGCCCGUCCGAGCGGCCGGCAGAACGGAGCGAGGGCCGAGGGCGCGGGGCUCCGGCCUGGGCGGGGGCCGGCACGCGGGGACGGGGGGAGGAGGGCGGACGGCACGCGGGGACGCGGGGAGGAGGGCGGACGGCACGCGGGGACGCGGGGACGAGGGCGGACGGCACGCGGGGACGCGGGGACGAGGGCGGACGGCACGCGGGGACGCGGGGACGAGGGCGGACGGCACGCGGGGACGCGGGGACGCGGGGACGAGGGCGGACGGCACGCGGGGACGCGGGGACGAGGGCGGACGGCACGCGGGGAGGGAGGCGCGGAGGGGAAGGAGGGCGGGCCGAGGGCAGGACCCGCGGCCGCCCCGGUCGGCCCCGCCGUCGGGCCCGCGCCGCGUUGCCCCGGCACGCGCUCACUCACCCCGUGCGCCGCGGGCGUCGGUCUCGCCCCGCGCGGGCCGUGGCGCGGACGCGGCUGCGGACCCGACGCCGGCCGUCGGCCUCCGCGGGGCUCUGCAGCCGGGCGUCCCGGCGUCCGCCCCGGGCUCGAGCCCAGCACGCCGGGGACGGGAGCUCCGCGGGAAGGGAGCCCCCUCGGACCCAGGCGCCUUGUCUCCCGGAGGCAGCGGCGGACGUCGCUGGCCGCGACGCGCACGCGGGCGGCAAGUGCGAACGGCGGGGACGCCGGAGACCGCGCGCUUUAAGUCCCCGACGGGGGCGUGGCUUUAGAGGGCGUGGUUUGGCUGGGGCGUGUCCCGGCGGGGCGGGGCUUGACAGGGCAGGGAGGCGCGCGUGCGCAGAGCGAGCCCGGCGCAGACCUCGCGCAAGCGCCGAAGCGCUUCGUUCCGCUGGCGAGAAGCGUCCAGCUCGGCGCCGGUGGGCCCCGCCGCCAGCCGCUCGGCCGGAGCCCCGCGCAGAGUCCGCAACCCGACCACCGCCGUCGCCAGCGGGGAGAGGGCGGCGCGGGCCCGCCGGGCGGCGGCGACCAGGACGGACGGUGAGCGGGGCCGGGCCGGGAGGCCGGGCGGGGCGGCCGGGCCGGGAGGCCGGGGUCCCCUCGCCCUCGGCCAGGUCCCCGGUGGGCCGGGGCGGACGCGCGGAGGCCCCCGGGCCCCGGGCGGGCAGGAUCGGAGCCCCGGCGUCGCCCGCGGGGGCCGGGCUGCGGCGCCCCGGGCCGGCGCUCCGUCUUGCUCGCACGCGGCCCCCGCGGCCCCGAGCCCCGGCCGGACGCCCGCCUCCGGGCUGUUGGUCUCCGCAGGUGCCGCGCGUCGUGGAUCCGGCCGUGCGAGCGCCCGCCCCGCGGGGAGCAUGCGGGCCCCGGCCCGGGGCGCCCGCGCCCGCGCCGUCUGAGGACCCCGGCCCAGGUAGGCCCCGGCCCCGCGCGGGGCGCGUCCCGGUGAGGCUCUGGCCUGGCGCCGGCCGGGUCUGUGUGCGCGGGUUGUUAGAGGUUCGCGUGGACUCUGAGGCUCCUCGCGCGUUGUUGCAGAUGGGCUGCGUGAUCGCCGGUGCGUGCGCGGCGCCUCGGACGCCGCUGGUCUGCAGCUCCGCUUGA
This is a messenger RNA of Dipodomys spectabilis (banner-tailed kangaroo rat), 2409 nucleotides long. Its product is annotated as collagen alpha-1(I) chain-like. Bases 1 to 2409 code for a protein of 802 amino acids. The transcript has a single exon. NCBI's taxonomy places the organism in Eukaryota, Metazoa, Chordata, Mammalia, Rodentia, Heteromyidae. The record is from RefSeq and is a predicted model, not a curated record.